GGAAGCGGCGAGCGCGCCGGGGAGCGCAGCUGCGGGCGUUGGGGGACAGCAGCCGCGGAGCCGGCCCCGAGAGCGGCCGCGGCUGCAGCGAGCGGCGGAGACAAAGACUAUGAUAGGGCCAGUUGUGAGUGUGUGGAUUUUUGAGUAAAACCUCGGACCCAAAUGAGAAGAAACCUUCAAGGAACAACUUAUACUGACAGUGAGUCUACAGGCAUCUGUAUUAUGGAAUGUUCUCAACCCAGAGAUAGCUCUAUAGACAAGGAGUGAGUGACUACCUGUUAAGGUCCUGAGUCAAGACAACAAUUUUUAUACCUUUCCUGGUGGUUCAGAAACGAGUCUCUGUAGAAUCAGAAGCAAAGAAAGGAAACAGUCUGACCUUUUCUUUGUUAGAUUGACUAUAUAAGAUACUUGACUUCCAGGAACAAAAACACAGAGAAGUAAUAAAGUUAUUAUUUUGGCAUCUUUGGACAUUUAUCAUAUUGAGAAGCCUGCUUUGUGAAGCUUCCUGAGUUGAGAUUUGGAAACUUCAUUGGUGCUCAUUUAUAACUUGGACUGUAAGCAUGAGUGAAUUCUGGUUGUGUUUCAACUGCUGUAUUGCAGAACAGCCUCAACCUAAAAGGCGCCGGCGGAUUGACCGAAGUAUGAUUGGAGAGCCCACAAACUUUGUGCACACGGCUCACGUGGGGUCAGGAGACCUGUUCAGUGGGGUGAAUUCUGUUAGCUCCAUUCAGAACCAGAUGCAGUCCAAGGGAGGCUACGGAGGUGGCAUGGCUGCCAAUGUGCAGAUGCAGCUUGUGGACACGAAGGCAGGAUAGCCCCGGAUCCCUCCUCCAUGUGAUGGCGUCUUGUUCACCCUGUUGUGAUUACUCCAGUGACACGUUACUGUUCUGCUCUGAAGAAACUAUUGUCAGAAGAAUCCUGCAUUUCCUUCAGCUGGCAUGCAUGCCUUUGGACUCAUGGACAGAGUUCUUUGGAUUGUGGCUUAAUGAUUGAUUUUUAUGAAUAUGGAUGUGAUUUUAGCAUGAUCUUUUUUGUGAAUGCUAGCACUGUUUUGCAUUUUUUCCCGCAUUUUUAACAAUUUUCUCUUUCCACCUCCAACCCCUCUGCCUUAUGAUUUUAUUGGUAAGCAAAGAACUGCUAUUUUAAUUUGUCACCAUUUAUGUAUAUUUAUUUUGGAAGGUAUGAGACCCAUAAGCACAAUGAUGAUUUCUAUUCAUUUGAAACUUCAGCAGAGUAGUAUGUGCAUGUUUUAUGAAGUUGCUUGUAUGGGAGCCCAUGGGAUGCCAGAAAUGAACAUUUCCUUGCUGCCAUGGGCUGAUGAUACUGCUGCUAUUAGAGAGAGGUUAGCUGUGGCACCAAGUCACAUCAGUUUCACAAAAAAAGGCAAUUUGUAGCUUAUUUUAGAAGUAUGACUUUUAUUUAGAGUUAUAAAAGAAAAGCUUGCAUUCAUAAGGCAUUCAUUCUGUUGUAAAUGUUCAAUAUAUUUAUUUGAGAGCAAGGGCCUGGGAUUGUAAAGAGGUAUGGUUAUGUAUCUGUGUGUGUGUGUGGGAAUACCCUCAUUGGGUCUGACUCUGAGCAUCAUGAUCUUUGUUCAUUUCUUUGUGUGCUCAGUCUGUUUUCACUUGUUUAUGUUUAAUAUUAUGGUAUCCAGUUGCUUCCAGUAGCAGUUUGUUGAGCUUUUGGCCUGUGUUCCUAACUGUGGAUUUCAGUCAUUGGCCUCUCCAUCUUCCACAUAUUUUGGGGCAAUGGAAGUUGCCAGGAGCAACAGUUGACCUGGCUGUGUUGUUGCCUGUGAAAACAACCUGCAUGGUGACUUAUUAAGGUAUUGGUGAGAAACCUUUGGCUCAGGUUCCAAAAUAUGUUUAUUUAUUCUUCACAAAUUGUAUUUCUGUAAAUGCUUCUCCUUCCCCAUAAGCCAAAUUAGUGGUUUGUUUUUUCAUGAAAAUGUUUAAAUUAUGUCCAGUUCAGCCCUAUGUAACAGUUUUACAUUUGGUAGGAAUAACAGUUCAUGUAGGAAAUAGGGCUUAAUUGAAAACUGACUUAGAAAGCUAUAAGGAAUUAGGUAAUUGCAUAAAUAAGGAAUUAGGUAAUUGCAUAAAGGAAGAGAGAUCAUUUCUCUUCACAAGUUCUUGUUAAACAAACAGGUAACGAAAUAAAUAUUGGGUUUAUAUAGGCAAAACAUGGAAGCAUUUCUUCCCCCAGUUCUUUUGGAUUUAAUUUACCCAGUACAGCAGGCACUAGAAUACUCAGUCCUUAUAUUUCUGCAAUUUGAGUCUUCAUAGGUGUCAAUCCCAGAGACUCUGUCAAGGAAAAACAUUUAUGCUUAACAGUCAAAAUAGGCAUUUUUCAGUUUAAUAACUUCUGAACUUGAAUUCAUCUGAUGUCAUUAAUUGUGUUGAUGAUACUGCAUUCUGGAUUUUGCCUGAGUACCACUGUCUUUCUGUUCAUCCAGAGACAGGGCACUGCAGUGUGCAAGCUCUUUAAGGGAUGGAUUUUGUUUGGCCUUGUCAGUGCUGGAUGCUAUGUAGUCUACUUCUAGUCUGACUUUAAAAAUUAGUACAGAUUUUAUAACUAACUAACUGUGUAACUCCUGGAACAAUACAGGGAGCCAUGGUCCCUUUUUCCCAAUCUCUCACUUUCCUGAUUCUCCAAGGACCAAAUACUCCAGUGAGCACUGGAGCAUGUCUCCAUGGUAAGCCAAAGGCUGCACUCUUCAGCCUCUAACUAACUGUUCUGCAGCUGCCACUGACUUGACAGGCACAAGUAGCCACACUGUGUGCAAGAACACAUGCCCAGGAAGGUGCCAGUAAUUAUUCAAAAGAAGUAAAAUUACCACCAAUUUUAAGAUGCUAACCUUGGACACAGAUUUUUUUUUUUUUUUAGGGAGUUAGUUAGUUAGCAGGUCCCACCUGGAUAAGUGGGUUUGUAAAUCUUGGGAGGUCAUUUGCUCCCCAUAACAAUGUGUGAAAAUUGAAGCUAACUAAAUAUGAUUGACUGUUAAUACUUUGCUGAAAUACAUGCUAACAACUGUUAACUAAUGACAUGCAUUCUGUAAAAAAGUGGUGCCCGUGAGCGUAGGUUGGAAAUGUGAACUGUGGUGACUGGGUUCAGCUUUCCAAUGCAGCAUUAUCAGUGGGCCUUUAAAGAAAGAUACUUUGUGAGUAUAUAUUAGCUUUCACUUUUGUUAUUAAAUUAUAGCAGUUCUAUUAUAGAGAGCAAGUUUGCCUUUUGUUUAAAAUGACUUCUGCUCAGCACCCAGGAGAUAAAAUUGACAUAUUUUUAUAAUAUAAGCAUACUUUUUUUGUACAUUGUGUUCAUUCUUGAAUAAAGUAAGUUCAGUGUUUGUUGGCUUGUAGAUAAUAAAA
Messenger RNA from Eubalaena glacialis (North Atlantic right whale), 3365 nucleotides. It is a transcript of the gene CDC42SE2, whose product is annotated as CDC42 small effector 2. Lineage: Eukaryota; Metazoa; Chordata; Mammalia; Artiodactyla; Balaenidae. Gene Ontology annotation, biological process: regulation of Rho protein signal transduction. Bases 561 to 815 code for a protein of 84 amino acids. Gene Ontology annotation, cellular component: plasma membrane. The transcript is spliced from 6 exons. The record is from RefSeq and is a predicted model, not a curated record. Gene Ontology annotation, molecular function: small GTPase binding.